Oikopleura dioica is the source of this 1365-nucleotide messenger RNA. NCBI's taxonomy places the organism in Eukaryota, Metazoa, Chordata, Appendicularia, Copelata, Oikopleuridae. The record is from the annotation of a GenBank genome assembly.
AUGGAGAAACUGAUGGUGGAGAAAUUGGCAACGAUGUUUUCAGUGAGCAAUGUGACGAGCGAGAGCCCGUUUUUCGAGUCGAGAGAGCGAUUUCGAUUCGAAAUUCAAACGGACUUGGCACAGUGCUUUCAGAACAUCCCGACUGACUUAAAUGGAGGGAUCAAUCGGCAGAGCUGCAGAAGGACUAAAAAGGGACAGCUUCAGUGCAGAUACGACUGUGAUUCUAGCCUCCUAGAUCAUUCGAGCGACGUUUCCUGCAAAUGUUCCGAAUCAAUCGCCGGCGUCAACUUUAACAUCCCCUGCGAGUGGUCUGGUUUUCCUCACUGUGCGCAAAAGACGGCAAAGAGGGUGGAAAAGACGCCCUGUGGAGAGAUUUCAGAAGAGAAUGGAAAUUGGGGAUGCUCGGAUGAAAACGAAUGCCAGCUAAAAUGCAAGAAAGGAUAUAAAUUGGCGGAGUCGUCUAUUUCCCGCAGAAAAUGCAGUUGCAAUCGGCACGGCUGUCGCUGGAGUCAAAGUUUCUAUUCAAAAUCGAAAUCCGAUGAGUCUGAAAAUUCGCCACGUGACUCUGCAAAGAGUUCAACGGAGAUAGUGACGAGCGAGUGUGUCAAGGAAAAUGAAAGAGAUUUCCGCUGCGACGCGCCCUAUCAUCCAGUCGGCCAAAACAAGUGCACGGGAAUGGAACAUGGCGAUCAGUGCGAACUGGAGUGUCCUGAUGGUUUUGUCAAAGAACAGCAUGGCGUAAAAGAAUGCGUCUGCGAUCGAGGAGGCGCUUGCUCGUGGACUGGUGAUGCUGGAACUUGCACUGCCGAUCUUGGAGAACUUAAUCAUUUUUUCGAAACCUUUAAUUUAGAUAAUUCUCUUUUGCACAGGAAGAAAUGCAAGGAGCUGCCGGAGACGAAGAGGGGCAAGUGGGUUUGCGAGGAGGAAAAAGGAGAAUGCCAAUUGACAUGCUCACCCGGAUUGGAGCCAUCUCAUCCCGUUUCGCUAAAAUGCCACUGUGUCGGCGAAAACUGCGCUUAUCGACUCACAUCUGGAAGCGAGAGCACUUUUGCUCCUCCAGAAGACUUCGAGCGUGAGCUGGGCUUUUCCUGCCUCGAGGAAUACGAGUACUACGAUCAGGAAGAGGAGCCGAAAAUGGACACUUGUGCAAAUUUGCCUGACGUCAAGGAUGGUCAUUGGCGGUGUGACAGUGGAAGUUGCACUUUGUGGUGCAGUGAUUCUCCAUCAAUAAACGUCGACUGCGUCAAUCCCGAUUUGACUCUAGAAUCUCUCGAGCCGCUCAGCUGUUCCUCCUUCGCCUCCUUUCAGAAAUCCCCUCGUUCUCACGAGCUCCAUCGCCUUAAAUAUCUGGCGAAAAAGAAAUAG